Lentinula edodes (shiitake mushroom) is the source of this 1248-nucleotide messenger RNA. Its product is annotated as FMN-linked oxidoreductase. The record is from RefSeq and is a predicted model, not a curated record. NCBI's taxonomy places the organism in Eukaryota, Fungi, Basidiomycota, Agaricomycetes, Agaricales, Omphalotaceae. The coding region runs from base 1 to 1248 and encodes 415 amino acids. Gene Ontology annotation, molecular function: NADPH dehydrogenase activity; FMN binding; NADP binding. The transcript is spliced from 5 exons. Gene Ontology annotation, cellular component: intracellular anatomical structure.
AUGGCUCCCACCACAACGCAUUAUAUCAAUAAAGCCGCCCCCGGUGCACCUUUCUUUACCCCACUGCAAAGUCCCGCUAGUGGAACCGCGCUAGAUCCUCAGCCAAAUGGAAAGCCAAUACCUAAACUAUUUACGCCACUCAAGAUAAGGGAUGUAACUUUCCAGAAUAGAAUUUUUCUUGCGCCGCUCUGCCAGUAUAGCGCAUCUAAUGGCUUUGUGACUCCUUGGCAUAUGGCCCAUCUCGGAGGAAUAAUCUCCCGCGGACCAGGAUUGAGUAUCGUUGAAGCGACCGCUGUCCUUCCAGAGGGAAGGAUCACUCCAGAAGAUAAUGGUAUAUGGGACGAUGCUCACAUCAAGGGUUUUAGGGAGAUCGUAGAUUUUGCACAUUCGCAGAACCAAAAGAUUGCAAUCCAGCUCGCUCAUGCUGGCCGUAAAGCAUCUACCGUCGCACCCUUCUUACAUCUCAACGCUAACGCAACACUCGUCGCUGGAGGCUGGCAACCACUCGGACCUUCCGCUAUUCCUUUCUCUGAAGUCAACCAAACUCCGAACCAGCUCACAAAAGAGGAAAUUCAACACAUAAUCAAAGCCUGGGCUGAUGCAGCUAAACGGGCUGUUGCAGCCGGUUUCGAUGUCAUCGAAAUCCACAACGCGCAUGGUUACCUACUUAUGUCUUUCAUAAGUCCUGUGACUAACCACCGCACUGAUGAAUAUGGGGGGAGCUUUGAGAACAGGAUCAGGUUGACGUUGGAGAUCAUUGAUGCUAUUAGAGCCGUUAUCCCUGACGGGAUGCCUCUUUUCCUGAGAGUGUCUGCCUCUGACCGUAUCGAACAUCUCGACGAGCCUAGUUGGACCAACCAGGACACCAUCAAAUUCGCGUCCAUCAUCGCCGAACAUGGCGUUGACUUCAUCGAUGUUUCUUCCGCAGGUAAUCACUCUAAGCAAGACUUCAGUAACCCUCGCGCGCAGCAGGAGUACGCUGCAGAAAUUUCUCAAUCACUCAAAGACAACGGGAAGCAUGGUCAAAUCUUUGUCGGAACCGUUGGUGGAAUUACUUCGGGCGUUCAGGCAGAGAAAUAUCUCCAGGAUGGAGUAGCUGAUGUUUGUCUGGUAGGAAGGCAUUUUCAGAAGAACCCUGGACUAGUUUGGGCUUUUGCGGAAGAGUUAGGGAUAAGGAUUAGUUUGGCAAAUCAAAUUUCAUGGGGAUUCUAUGGUAGAGGAUCAGGAAACACAACCAAGAAGACAUAA